Molecule: messenger RNA, 3090 nt
Organism: Penicillium riverlandense
Lineage: Eukaryota; Fungi; Ascomycota; Eurotiomycetes; Eurotiales; Aspergillaceae
Product: sodium/calcium exchanger protein
Exons: 2
Coding region: 1-3090 (1029 amino acids)
Biological process (GO): monoatomic cation transport; transmembrane transport; intracellular calcium ion homeostasis
Cellular component (GO): membrane
Molecular function (GO): monoatomic cation transmembrane transporter activity
Source: RefSeq, a predicted model, not a curated record
AUGGCCAUGAAGCAACUACCAUCUUUCCUGCGGCCUGCCGCCCGCCGGGGACCUCGAUACUCCGUACGGCCGUUCUGUGUGACUCUGCUCGUCUUCACGGUCCUCGCGACCGUCAGCUGGGUUUUGAGUGAACGUGGACAUCCCUCGGUACAGAUACCUUACUCCGCACAGCGGGGGACACCAGCGGCCGGAUCCCUGUUCAAGCGGGAAGAGGAAUCAGAGUGUCGCCUGGUUCGAACCGCAAAAGACCAGUGUGCCUUUGUCCGUUCCAACUGCCCGGAUCAUGAGGACGGCUUGUUUUCCUAUCUCCAGCUAUACUACUGUUCCUUGGCCGAUGCGAAACCGCUGGCGUUUAUAAUACUGAUUUUCUGGCUGUCUGUUCUGUUCACUACCAUUGGAAUUGCGGCCAGCGACUUUCUAUGUAUCGAUUUGAGCACGCUGGCCAGCAUUCUGGGCAUGAGCGAGAGUUUGACCGGGGUUACGUUUCUGGCCUUUGGAAAUGGCAGUCCCGACGUCUUCUCUACGUUCGCCGCCAUGCGGUCGAACAGCGGGAGUCUGGCAAUUGGUGAAUUGAUUGGCGCCGCCAGCUUUAUCACGUCUGUCGUGGCUGGCUCCAUGGCUUUGAUUCGUCCCUUCAAAGUGGCACGAAGGAGUUUCGUUCGAGAUGUCGGAUUUUUUGUCAUCGCUGUCAGUUUCACCAUGAUACUACUCGCCGAUGGAAAGCUUCAUGUUUGGGAAUCAGCGGCCAUGGUAGGUCUGUACGCUUUCUACGUCGUGAUGGUCGUGACCUGGCACUGGUACCUGGUUCGGAAACGACGGAAAUAUGAAAGGGACGUUGCCGCGCGAACGCAUUUUCACAUCCCGGCAAAUCAAGAGCUAGAAAUUGAGGAGGCCAUAGAGGACGAUGAACCCGGCAUGGCCCCAGAAUCACGGAGUCUCCUUCACGGAGCAUCAACCGAGGACUUCGACCUUCUGGAACGUGCAGAAGGCACCCCCAUUUGGAAGGAGGAAGAUGACGAAGAUGACGAAACUCGCAACCGGUUCUUAGCAGAGAUCCGCGACAAUAUGCAUGUCUACCGACCUUCCGGGCCGUCGCGACGGAACACCCUGAACCCCAUCCGGCCGAGUUUGGUCGGUGCAUUGGAGUUUCAGUCAGUACUUCACUCGCUCAAAAAGUCGAAGAAUAUCUAUCACAAUCCGGCUGUCAGUAUUAGCAGCUAUUCGGAUGACGACGAAACAUCAUCUCAACCGUUUGAUACCCGGUCUGUUGCAUCGCAUCCUCGCACCUGCAGACCGUCCGCCCCGGACCGUUUGUCGCCUCUCAGUGCUGCCGGUUCUUCUCGAGUUCGGGCCGUAUCCGCGAACGAUGCGGAUGGACUUAGACUGGACACCAGUUUGCUAGAUCGUCGACCGGAACAGACGCCUCGUCUUACUGUGAGGAGGCCAUCCAACGAACAUACUGAGGACCAAGAAGCCGUGCGACCACCGCAGCCUCCUCGGAUUGAUACGAGUGUGAUGUUGACAACUUCUCCGUCGUCCCUUGAACCAUCGUCGAGCCUUAGCCCCGCGGCUGCUCAACCGCCCGACUUGCUCGCUCCUCCAAAUUCUUUGAAUAGUUUCCAUUCGCCCAAUUAUCAAACCUCAACGGCCCAUAGCCACUCUCCGCUGCCAGUAUCUCCCCGAGGCAGUGGCAACCAUGAGACGGUCUUGGAUGACCCGUCGGCGCCAUUUCCUGCUUACACUGAUAUGCCCCCUUCUCCUUCCUCACGCCCACCCAGCAUCCGCCUACCUAACCCAGCGGCGAGCCCAGCCGAGCGGUUACAGUUUCACGACAGCCUUGAUGACUCUGUUCAUGAGAAUGGUUCUGUCCGCAAAUCGUUGAGCAAGCUCUGGCCCAACUCUGUCCUCCCGUCUCCCCGGCAGCUUGGCUGCACACUUUUCCCCACUCUGGCUGGCUGGAAGUCCAAGAACAUAUGGGAGUGGAUGCUGGGCUUGGUUGCAGCACCAAGCGUGCUUCUCCUCACCCUCACCAUCCCGGUAGUUGAACCUCAGGGUGAAUCUGCCGAGACGGAUCCAAUUCCAUCUGUUGUCAUUGAGCAGUUCUCCGAUGGAAAUAACCAAGCUCCAAAAGUGAGACUGCCUGCCGACAGUCCUAUCCUCCACUCUUUGGACCAUGGCCCUGCCUCCGAGCUACCACCUUCACACCCGCAUCACAAGUCUUCGGAGCAGGAGUCCCGUUCCCGUCCACGCUGGGACUCGGAACUUCCAGCUGCGCCGCCGACGUGUGAGCCUUCGGAAGUGGUGCCAGCCAAGGAUUGGAAUCGCUGGCUGGUCGCUAUCCAGCUUUUCACGGGCCCCUUCUUCGUCGUACUAAUCGGCUGGACCACCGCCGACGAGACACGCAGCCUUCGCAAUCUUCUCCUACCUUCACUCAUCUCCCUCCUUUUCUCCUUCGUGUGUCUCACAGUGCUCAUCAUCGGCACCCGCCGGCCCUGGCAUCACCGCCACGGCAUCAGCGAGCCUCAGGUUCUUCCACGUCGUAAACUGCCGGCGGCAUGGCGCCCCUUCCUCUCGCUCCUCGGCUUCCUGGUCGCCAUAUCCUGGAUCGCCACAAUUGCUACGGAGGUUGUUGCUCUCCUCAAGACCCUAGGUGUCAUCCUCAACAUUUCCGAUUCACUUUUAGGCCUGACUAUAUUUGCCGUCGGUAAUUCUCUCGGUGACCUCGUCGCUGAUAUCACCGUCGCUCGGCUUGGAUACCCCGUCAUGGCCUUGAGCGCCUGUUUUGGAGGCCCAAUGCUGAACAUCCUGCUCGGCAUCGGCCUGGGUGGUCUCUACAUGACCAUGAAUGGAGGAAAGAAGCAACAAACACCUGGCGCGAUGGGGCAUGUUUCUCCUGCCAAGGCGACGUACGAGAUUGCCAUAUCCAAAGUCUUGGUUAUCAGCGGUGCGACUCUCCUGGUCGUCUUGGUGGGACUUCUCAUCGUCGUACCUAUGAACAACUGGCGCAUGGACCGCAAGAUCGGGUGGGGAUUGAUGGCAGUUUGGUGUGUGAGCACCUUGGGCAAUGUGAUUGCCGAGGUCGUCACAUAG